This is a messenger RNA of Musa acuminata AAA Group (dessert banana), 4889 nucleotides long. RefSeq lists its product as uncharacterized. Bases 2184 to 3275 code for a protein of 363 amino acids. The record is from RefSeq and is a predicted model, not a curated record. NCBI's taxonomy places the organism in Eukaryota, Viridiplantae, Streptophyta, Magnoliopsida, Zingiberales, Musaceae. The transcript has a single exon.
GACUGUGACUUCGCUCACAUCAGGAAUGUUUGACGAUAAAAGGAAGAUGAAGCUUUAACUCUCAAUUAUGGGGAAGCGAAGAGGAAGAGGCGCCAUUUCUGCUCCGGUGCCCCCUUUGCUACGAGGCCAACAAGGUAUGGUCUUUCCGCUCCGGGCCUUGCUUUUCUUUCCUUUGUAUUUCUCUCUGUCGGGUAAUGCGAAUACAAUUUCUUGUGUGAUUUGGUACUGCCAUUUCCAAGGUUGGAAUUAGAUGUUCAUUGCAGGGCAUGGGAAGGGAAAUUUAACAUUCAGGAUCGAGUCUUGUUUUCUUUCUUCCCCAUCGAUGCAGCAGUUCACUGAUCGAUCUCGUACUCGGAUCGAUACCGUCCUUGUUGCCUAUGUAGCAGCCCUUUUCUCAACCUAGAAAUACCAGAUCAGAUGUUUCCCGGGUGGAUUUUGGUCGUGAUUGUUGCAUCUAAUAGUUUCCCUUCUUCCCCACUGAUUGACCAUGCCACCGUUGUCCAAACAUUUUCACUUCUUGUGGACUGGAUCGUGAUUGCGUCUACCAUGUGUUCGUUAAAAGGACCACUGGGUGCUGUCAUGGAAAGUGCCCAAUUUGUGGCGUAGGUUUUAGGCCAAGGAUGCGAACUCGAUCUACCCAUGAUCUGGAUUUGAGUGUUGUUCGUGUGGAAGAUACUAAAUCCAUUGUGGUAUUUGAUCCAUCUUUUAGUAGACAUGCAUCUAGCUGCUUUACUUGGUUGCUAAACAAAAGAAUGAACAGUUGACCAAAAUUAGCAUCAAGGCUUAGUACCUGUUGAAAGCCUUCUUUCCUAUGGGGGUUGCUGCAUGAUUGCACUCCUUUAGAUGUCACUUUCAGUACAACAACUGAAGGGGGGCAGUGAAGCACCAUUGACUGCACAUGCCAUCAGUUUGUGAAGUGAUCAUGAAUAGGACAGAAACAUGUCAUCAACAAGGUGUUGUAUGUUCGCAAAGUUGAUGUAGUCACUCUUGAUAUGCCUGAUAUCUUGAAGAUAUAUGGAAUUUAGUAGGGAGUUUUAGGAGAUAGUUAUAGUAGUUAGGUUGUGUCCGUGUAUUGAUGGUCACUCAAACUAUCAUCUUCUUCCUCAUCUCCUCUUUGAAUUCCUAAUCUCCAUCAGAAAACAGCUUGGCUUCUGAUCGCCUUGAACUCCAUCACUGGAUCAUCUUGCAGUGAGACUGUGUUGCAGACUUGAGUGGCUAACUUCAACUCCUCUUCCUUCUUCAGUGUCUUUCUCAUCAAUGCAUAUUAAUAUUGUGUCUCCAUUAAUUUCUCCACGGCAAUAAGCCUGUGACAGCAGUCUAGUUGAUAUAAAAAUCCAGUCUCUACCGACAACUCACAUGGAUGACUGUCAUUCUUCCUGUCUCCAGAAAGUCGGCACAGCUCAGCGGAGGGCAAUACUGAAACAGUUUGCCUAUUUGAGCUCAAUAGAAAACAAAAGGAAAUGACUCCAAAAGGAACUCUAUGACCUUGAUUUAGUCCACCUCACAUUGAGAUGGUUGACUCUCACUGCAGACAUGAUAUGAUCAUUUUGAUUUUGUGAGUUUGCUUGUGCAGACUAUUGUAUUAUAGCAAUAUGAAUGAUGGGGAUGUUACAGAUUAUAUUCAACUACUGCAAUUUAGUUUAAGGAUUAACAAGUAUAUCACAUGUUUCAAGUGAAGAUCAAACUUUUGCCUGGGGUUAGAUUCAGAUACUCAUCAGCAGUAGCAGAAUCCUUAUACAUUUAAAAUUAUGGACCAAUGGCAGUUGAGGUUUGACCAGUAGUGAGAGACAAUACAUUUCUGAGGUUGGAUUUUUCUCCUUAACACUGACAUGGUAAGUACUGAGUGAGAAUUCAUUUAGUCCUCUCUGGCUUGGUGGAAGAGUGGACUAAUCUGCUUGUCUCUUUCUCCUGAACCCCAAUUGAAUAGUGCCUUUGUGGCCAAAGGUGUUGAGAGGUUUGAAAUGAAUGACAUGUGGAAACAGUACGCUUAUUCAAGUCUUCAAAAAAUGGACUGACCUCACUUGAAUAAGAGAAGGUGAUAUCAUAACCUGGAGUCAGGUGAUUGUGAUAGCAUUAGGAAAGGAAGGUCAAUCUCUCACCUAACAAGAAACAUAGUACAAAAUAAGGCCAUCAAUUAAAAGGGUAUUAAAUGCGGGUUAAUCCAAACCCAGGUGCAAUGGCAAAUGAGCAAUGGAGGGGUAAUCGUGCACUCGACGACAAUUAACACCCUUCUCAGGCAUCAUAUAGAGCACAGGAAAUCAUACUCCACCUUGAAUCGAACCCACCACCCAAGUAGUAGUACAUAUUACUCAAACAGGGCCAUCACCUCUUCCUACCACCACUUAACACCGCCUCUCUCUCUCUCUCUCUCUCUCAUUGUUUUGCUGCACAAGUUUGGCCGUCAGCACCGUCAUCGUCGCCGUCUAAUGGCGACGGGAUGGGUCAAGUCCCUGCAUUGCAAGUCUAACGCCGUGGAAGACGUCGUCUAUCCGCCGACGCCGUCGUCCAAGAAGCCGCUGCUCUCCACCGUCUCUUGCAGCAACUCCUCUCACGCUGUUAAGGACGUCGUCUUCCUCUUCCCCAAGCAACCCCGCUCCUCCUCCUCCUAUGCGCUGAACAAGAAGCCACUGCCCGAGACGACGCAGAACCACAAUCGCAAGCAGAGGCCCGCACGAGCGUCUCCGUCGACGCCGGCGGACGGGCUCGUGCGGCCCGUCCACGCGGACCCGUUCCCGACGAUGGAGGAGCUGCCGAAGGGCCACUCCUCGCGGCGGGUGGUGGAGAUCAUCUUCAGCUCGAGCUGGUCAGCUUCCGCCGGGGGCGCGUUCCCGGGCGAGAUCGAGAUGCUCUUCCGGGUCGACAACCCGGCCCGGACGCUAGCCCGGUUCGAGGAGCACCGCGCGGCGGUCCGCGGUCGGGCCGUCGAUGGCGCCCGCUGCGCCGCGGACGGGAACGAGGUGUUGAGGUUCCACCUCGGGCGCGGCGCCGGCGGCGUUUACGACGCCGGGGUGGCGCGUGACGUGGUGCGGUCGUCGGCUGGGGGGGAGGCGAAGGGGGUCCGAACCUUCGCGGGGAGCGGCGGCGCGCACGCGAGUGGCGACGGCGGGGACGGUCGGAAGGGGAUGUUGGUGUGCCGGGUCAUCGCGGGCCGCGUCAGGGGCGAGUCGGACCACACCGAGUCGGACGCCGACUCGGUGAGCCUGGGCAACGGGGAGCUCGUAGUAUUCGAUCCCAGAGCGGUCCUCCCCUGCUUCCUUAUCAUCUACAAGCUCUAAACUCAACCCUCAACAAUGGCUUCCUCCCUUUCGUCUUCAAAGAUGUCUUAUUUUCUGGUGGUCAUCCUCCAACUCGGCUUACCGACCCGGCGAUGCCAAUGACUGUGGGGAGACGGUCUGAUCGUGUAAAAAUCCCUCUUUUUGGCACAGGUAUAGAAUUUUUGUCUGUUCUUGGUGUGCUUGAGUGUGACUGAGGCAUAUUGUCUGUGUUGCAAGAAACCUGCAUCUUGUGAUGUUAGAUCUACUUGGGCAAAUGGUAGGACCAGUGUUCUCGACUUGCUAAGGGGAGCAAGAAUCCACGAAGGUGAAGGAUCUGAGGUCCACUGCUCUGAUGAGAUUUGUCGAGUAUCGUGCAGCAUAUCAGUAACUUGAGAUUUUGUUGGAUCUUCUCAAUAUGUAUCAUGUGGUCAAUUCUAUAUUUAUGUGAGUUAGAUUGGAUGAUAGUAGAAGUAUAUAAUACAUGUCAAGUGAAUGGAUACACAUCUAUUUUUAGCUCAUGCCCACUGCAUUCAUGGCAUGGUCCCUGCUUGGAUUCACUCAAUGGCAAGCAGAUUGUUAGGUAACUAUUGCCAUCGCCAUUGCCAUGCGAGAUGAAGAUUGUGGAAUUUUGGCAACCAUGGAAUCAUGUGAAAGAAACCUUCACUUCUCUACAGUGGGUUAGCAGAUAAAGGACAUGCGAGCUUAUCAUCCCAGGAUCUUCUCGAGGUAGGUUAGAUUGAUCAAACAUGGGUGCUACAUGCAAACAAGAAAGAGAGUCAUCAAUCUUGGACAGACUAAAACAUUUGGUAUGUGCUGCUCUAACCAGAAAUAGAACUAUUGAUGCAUCAGCUACAGCCUACAAGAGAAUGUGGUGUCGGAGACAGUUGACCAAAAUGAGUCUCCUUGGUUUCAUCACUGACCAGAGUUGUCACUAAAUCAAUGUCCAUCAUCGAGGAGAAACUCCAUUACUAUGCUUUCACUCUGCUGCCAGGAGACAAGUUGGUAUUUCUGACUUCCUUCGUUCAUGACUGACUCCGUUUAGAAUUCAGGGACCAAACUCCAUUAAGCUACUGUGAUGCUUAUGUCAUCUUUGAUCAAAGGUUUGUCCUCGACCAGUCUUUCUGACUCAUUUCUAGCUUUUCUGGCGAAAUCAGAUCACUGUCAAAACAGCUCUUUACAGUUCUUGUGAUCUCUGUUUCAGCAAGGCAACCAGAUUCUCUUGAUUUAGGAGACUGGCAUUGAGGGAUGGUUAUUUUGGAUGUUUCAAAAGUACUAUACUAGUGAAACCAAGUAGUGGUCUGAAUCGAUUGAUGUAGAAAAAUUAUGGAAUGAGUUAUGAUUAGAGAUGAAAUAUCACUGGAUUAUAAAGCUAACGAAGUUUUUUUCUUGAAUCGAUAUCUGAUCUAGAUAAACUCUGAAUGGUAGAUAUGGCCAUCACUGAAUCCUUAAAAAUGUGUUCAAGUGCAUGCUCUUUGAUGGAUGUCAUGAACAAGAAUGCAACAAUCCCUAAACUAUCUUUUUGUUUCAGAUGAAUGUUGAGUGGGGAGGGCUGAGAAAGUUCCCAGCCCCCCUCUCUGCUUACUGAAACCUAUUAAUUUUCCAACUCAGUUAUGUUUGUGUCAUUAAAUGGGUGAG